Messenger RNA from Dimorphilus gyrociliatus, 3958 nucleotides. NCBI's taxonomy places the organism in Eukaryota, Metazoa, Annelida, Polychaeta, Dinophilidae. The record is from the annotation of a GenBank genome assembly.
AGUCAGUCAGUAUUUGAGGAAGAGUGAGACAGUUCGGACAACAUAGGAAAAGACUUUGACUCUAUAUAUUUGAAUAAUAGAAAAUUUUUGAUAAACUGUUUAAGAACUCUUUUAUUAUUAUUUGCCUUCCAUGAAUCAUGAAGAAGACCCUUGAUAAUUUAAUUUAAAACCGAAUUAUAGUUAUAGUGAUGUAAAAACGAAACUGGAAAAUAUGACAAGAUUUCCAUUAAAGCAAUGGCUGCUAUCUUCAUUUCUUCUGCCAAUAGUCAUUAUAAUGCUUCUUUAUAUUCAAUCGGAAAUAAAUCGACUGGACAAAUCGAGAGUAAAUUUAGAACUCGUCGUGCAGCGUUUAGAAACCGAACGUUUCAAGAAAGCCUCGCUCAGCAAUGAGGAAAUUUGGGCGAAUACGGGUGAAGUGACACCGAAUUCUGAUGAAAUGGUUGUUAUUUAUAAUCGUGUUCCAAAAACUGCUUCAACUUCAUUCGCUGGAAUUGCUUAUGAUUUAUGCCUCAAAAACCACUUCAAUGUUCUUCAUUUGAACGUGACGAAGAAUUCACACCUUUUAUCUCUUCCCGAUCAGGUAUGUAGCCCUCUUAAGUAUACGACUUUUUGGAGUGUUUAUUUAUACGGUAACGCGUAUCGUGUUCGGCAUCUGCAACAUUUUUUACGCAUGCACCCUCGUGCCUUGCAUUAAUUCGACAUAAAUCCGACGUUUUUACCGUAAAUCGCGCCGAAAUGACAUUAAAUUAUAGUUCUCUGUAUGACAUUUGCUAGCAUUUUUUUCACUUGCAUUGACUGCAAAAGAGAAAAUGAGUGACGAGAAGAACUAACGAGAUUUCAUCAUUUCCUUAUUUCGUUUCAGAUGCGUUUCGCUCAAAAUAUAAGCAAAUGGGUUGCUAAAAAGCCGGCGCUUUAUCAUGGACACAUUGCCUAUUUAGACUUUUCCAAGUUAGGAGAGGGUUUGAUCAAGCCUAUCUAUAUAAAUAUAAUAAGGGACCCGUUGGAAAGAUUGGUUUCAUAUUAUUACUUUCUGCGGAAUGGUGACGACUUUCGGCCCCAUUUAAAGAGAAGAAAAUCGGGAAAUAAAGAAUCUUUUGACGAAUGCGCUGAGAAAGAUGGAAAGGACUGUGACCCAGAAAACUUAUGGAUGCAGAUACCUUUCUUUUGUGGCCAUGCUGCAGAAUGCUGGUAUCCAGGCAGCAAUUGGGCUCUAGAACAAGCAAAGUACAAUUUAGUCAAUAAUUACCUCGUUGUCGGAUUGACGGAAGAAUUGAAUGAUUUUGUUGCUGUGCUGGAAGCAGUUUUGCCUAGAUUUUUUAAAGGAGCAACACAUUUAUACGGCACGGGACGAAAGUCACAUCUUAGGAAAACUUUCAAUAAACUUCCAGUGUCGGAGGAGACUAUCAAUAAAUUCCAAGACUCUCCAAUUUGGAAAUUAGAAAACGAAUUUUACCAAUUUGCCAAGUACCACUUUCAUUUUAUUAAGAAACGAACAUUCGCCCUUCUUAAGGACGGACACCUGCAGCAACAACCGUCGCAAUUCUCUUUCGAAAAAAUUCGACCACGGUGACCACGAGAGUGGAUAAAUGAUUCGACUCCUUCUAUCUCUUUUGUUACUCCACUUGCCAGAUACUUUACCCUGAUCCGUUUCACAUGAUAAUUUAUUAAAAUGUUUUUUUCUUUUUGGAAAAAAUUUUUGUUAUUGAAUUAAUUUCUGAACAAUAGGAGAGAAAAGCUAUUUGUCUUUAAUGAUAAAGUCAAAUUUAUUUUACUGAUAUAUCCGUCUAUACUGACGACAGAUCGUCUAGUAGUGAAUGAUGCCUUGAGAUAAAGACAAAACUCGUCUCUGUUUACAAAGAUAGCGUUGAAGCCUCGUAAGUGUCUCUGCGUCCAACACUAUUACAAUCUAGACUUGUGAUUGACCGCGUAAUUAGAAAAUAAAUUACUUUCGAGGCUAGCGCCAUCUACCGUUUAUUAAAAUUUGUGUAAAUUAACAAUUUUCUUGCAUAGUAAAAUUCAGUUCUUAACGAUCUAAAAUUUAAAUGACUAUAAUUUCUACUAUUCUUCCGGUUUCAAGGAACACGGUCUUGUGAACUCUUGACCUCUUUCGUGUAUCCAUUUGUUCGCCACCCAUUUCGAUCCAGUCAGAACCGGACAUCCGGCGUGUCUGGUUCGAUAAUCGCCCUCUGUACUUUUCAUGAGAUUGUACCAGACAGCACACGAUCGAGCCUCUGGAUAUAAUUUAACGCCCAGGUUCGGGAACGCCGUUACACCGCCCGCUUCGACGUCAGUCAUCUGCAAAUAGUUUUCAAGGAAAAAUCAAUUAUUGACGAAGGAUUGUAAGAUAAUCUUUAUGGGAAAUAAAUAGCUAGAUAAAUAGGUGUUGUUCAAUCUCUUCGGAAAACUAAAAAAAAAAAUCUUCCUAUUCAAGUCUCAAAUCGAUUGUUCCAGCUCUAUGACUUACAUAGAAAAUGGCUGUAGCAAUCCUUGUACCCCAGGCCUUUUCUAGUUCAGUUGGAUUUUCUCUCUAUAAAUAACAAAAAAAACAAAAAAAAAACAAGAAGUCGCAAAAUAUCAACCCUAAAACAUGUUAUUAGGCUUUUAGGCCUACUGCAACACCAUUUUUGCGUCUUCCCGUUUCUCCUUUUGUUUUUUUUCCUCAAAGAAAAGGAGAAGAGUUUUGACACUUACAUAAAAUAUGACAGUGGCUAUUCGAUUACCACGCCAUGAUUCGAACGUAUUUAUUUCUCUCUUCUGCAAAAAAUGAUGUGUGCAGUAGAAAACUAUUUAAGAACGAUACUUUCUUUAAAAAACAAAGGAAAAUAUCGCUUUAAAAGUUGACUAUGAUCAUUUAAUUAUCAUAUUCUGAGAGAAAGAGAGAGAGAAUGAAUAAGAGACGAAAAGAUUUAAAAAGAUACAUAUUUCUUUAACAUUUUAUCCCGUCUCUGUAUCCCUCAUUUUCUCUCUAUCUCUUGCUCUUUUUCUUGAUUCUUUUUUUCUUUUUCCUUUUUCAAUGCAAUUUAUGCCUAUUCUUACCCUGGCAAAGUCGAAAUGAGGUUCGUAAUGACCACCAAUACCGUAAUUAACGACCUGUUGCAAGAAAUAACGGUUUUUAUCAAUCAAUUUCACAUUUACUUUGAUCUCUUGGGGCAGCUCGUAUCAAUAUUACAAUAUAUUCUCUUGGCUCUUUUUGAUAUUUGUAUACCUGUAAAUGUUCAGCAGUAGGUAAUGUUAAAUUGCUCAUCAAGUGAAUCUUUCCAGAAAAUGCUCGUAUUAGAGGAUCAUCAUUAUCUGAUAGCCAUGCGCUAAGAAAAGCCAUAAAAUUCGGUUUUUGUUAUAGAUAUUUAUAGACAAUAUAUAUUUAUAUAUAGUAUAAAUAUACUAUAGCCAUUCAUUUUAAAUUUUAAUUAUAUCUCGAUGACUUAGUUUUGUCAAAUCGAGAAGGACAGAGAGAGAGAGAGAGAAGGAGAAGACGUUUAAUAAACGUCAAGGUCUCUUUUAACUGUUAGAUAAGUGAACUAAGGCAUUAGGAGAAGGGCGAGAAAGCAUAUUAAAGCACUAAUAAAAAUCAAAUCAAAGGGAUGCUUUUAAAAGGAGCCAAUAACUUAGGUAAUUAAAACUCGCAUGCUAAGCGAUCUAAUAAUAUCCAUUGAUCUGAGCUGCCCUCUUUUCCCCAUUUUUUUCAAUUAAUGAAUAAUAUCUAUAUAUAUAUUUAUAUAUUGCCAUUCUUUCUUAAGUACCUGCAAUUCUUCAGCAGUUUCCAAAGUUAAAUUUGUCAUUUUAUUGAUUUUACCGCUGACAUGGGCAAUUAUCGGAUCUUCAUGAUCUUUCAACCAGGCACUACAUAAAUGAUUAUAAUUACUUUUAAAUAUUUUCAAACUAUUUACAUAUAUAUAUAUAUAGCAUGUAUAGCAUAUAUAGCAUAUAUAAAUUUAUAUAUAUAUAUAGUAUAUCUAUA